Molecule: messenger RNA, 1053 nt
Organism: Parastagonospora nodorum SN15
Lineage: Eukaryota; Fungi; Ascomycota; Dothideomycetes; Pleosporales; Phaeosphaeriaceae
Exons: 1
Coding region: 1-1053 (350 amino acids)
Source: RefSeq, a predicted model, not a curated record
AUGAACGCCUCAGCAACAAUCCGUGCCUCAUACAUCCGGCAAACACGCAUGUCCUUUGCGCCACCACCACGCCCCCUCAGCAUUCCCUCCACAAUCAACGAUCUCGCGCCCCGCCCCGCUCAGAGCGAUAAACUAGCAAGCGUACAAGUCAUAAAUCACAUUGAAUACCGCGAACAAUGCUUCUCUGAGCGUACCACUUCACACAUCCACUUUGACCUCGAAAAGAACGCCGACACAGACCAAGCCUAUAUCGACGACCGCUACCUCGAAUUCGAACCGCCGUUCAAGAUCAAACUCAAGAAACUCUUCACCACCUUUCCGUAUCGCGAUCCCAUCUACCUCGUCGCCCUGAUCUUCCUGCUCGGCUCCGUGGACCUGGUGAUGAACGCUUUCUUCGACCUGUUACCGCGCGCCAUCCCAUCUACCGCUUUCGAGACUGAGGAAACAGUCGCGGUACCGACGACGGUGCUUGUUGGCUCGAUCUUCUUCUUCGCAGCGGGUAUUUUGGAUACAUUUGGUGCGCUCAAUGCGGAUGCUGGGACGCUUGUGACGUCGAAGACGGACCCUAAUAGAGUCGUGUUUAAACCUGCGCUACUGGGGUCUGCAGAGUUUCAAUGGUUGCCGUCGAAGAAGAAAGUGCUGGACUUGACGCUGAAUAAUCUCGCGUUUCAGGCGGGGUUGAUUGUGCUGUUUGGGGGUGUGGUUUUCAUGUUUGCGGGCAUUGUCGAUUUCCCUGGUGUUGUGCGAGAGGAAGGGAACCCGUCUUUCGGGUUGAUUGUAUUUGGGCCGCAGGUCAUUCAUGGGGCGUUGUUCUUCGUGGCGAAUGUUAUGUUGGCCGUGUCGGAGCAGGAUAGCUGGUUUCGUCCGAAAUUUUGGGAUGUGGAUUGGCAAGGCGCGUUUCUGAAUGCAGUUGGGGGGUUUGGAUUCAUGGUCGCGGGACUCUUCUUGUUCCAGCGAGACGAGAAGAACGCGGGCGUUGCAGCACUUAUUGGAAGCUGGGCUUUCCUAAUGGGCAGCGCGAGUCGCUUGUGGGUGGUGAUGGAAGUGUGGUAG